AUGACCUCCUCCUCCCCUCUCCCUCCCGGCCUGAAAACCCUCCAAAACCAGCUCACCCACCACCCCACCUCCCCCUGGGGCCUCCCCAUCUACCGCACCACUCACUCGCCCCUUUCCCAAACCGCCUGGCCAACCUUCCUCUCCCUCCUCCAAACAAACGUCAGGCCCACCCUAAGAGAAAUCUACCACCUCCCCUCCCUCGCCAGAUCCCACUCCCAACCGAUAUUCUCUGACUCGGAGAAAUACGCCGGGCUGGACACCCACGCAUACUGUCUCACGGCGGAUGACAUCUGUCUUGAGUCGAUGGAUAGGGGGAGGAUGUUGAUGCCGGUUGUCAAGCGGGGGUGGGUGCCGGCCGAGGAGGAAGGAGGUGAUGGCAAGAAGGAGGAGGGGAUGUUGUGGGAGGAUGGAAAGACGGGCGAGCAAGGGGAGGAUGUGGGGUGGAUGUAUAUUUAUGUUGGGGAGUAUGUUGGGAUGUGUGAUGUUUUGGGGCAGGGGGAGGAAGGGUGGUAUUCGGUUUAUGUGAGGCCGCCGUUGAUGAGGGAUACGGAUCCGUCGGGCGAGGAGGAGGUGGGGAGAUUGCCGGGGUGGUGGAGGAGGGGAACGAGAAUGGAAGGGUGA
Molecule: messenger RNA, 621 nt
Organism: Podospora bellae-mahoneyi
Lineage: Eukaryota; Fungi; Ascomycota; Sordariomycetes; Sordariales; Podosporaceae
Exons: 2
Coding region: 1-621 (206 amino acids)
Source: RefSeq, a predicted model, not a curated record